Rotaria socialis is the source of this 5445-nucleotide messenger RNA. The record is from the annotation of a GenBank genome assembly. NCBI's taxonomy places the organism in Eukaryota, Metazoa, Rotifera, Eurotatoria, Philodinida, Philodinidae.
AUGGCUUCGUUGUUGAGGCUGUUCAUCAUCGGUCUUAUUUUAUUUUUGUCUAUUCUCAGUCAAAUCGAAUGUCGGACUGCUCAAAAUGAUGAUGAUGAUUCAUCUACUGAAAAAGUCAAAAGACAGCAAUAUAAUCCAUAUCCUUAUGAUCAAAGACAACGAUAUCCCCAACCGCCCCCAUCACAAUAUCCAUUAGCAGAACCUACUGAAACACAAGUUCAAGGUACUGAAUGUAAAGGUUGUGGUCCAAGACGUGAUUGUCAAUGCCCUGGAAAGGGUGCUAUGGGUAUCACUGGUCCACAAGGCUUUCCAGGUAUACCAGGAGAUCGCGGUCUAAAAGGUCCAUCAGGACGACACGGAAACGCUGGUGUUUCUGGUGAAAAAGGUGACCGUGGCCAAUAUGGAAACAAAGGAGAACGAGGGGAUGAUGGUUUAUUGCCUAUCGAUGGUCAAAAUGGUUUUCCUGGACAAUCAGGUGCUGUCGGUCCACGCGGUAUUCCUGGUGUACCCGGUUGUAAUGGUAGCAAGGGUGAUGCCGGUGAUGACGGUCGUAUGGGAUUAGAUGGCCUACCAGGUGCUUCUGGCAUACCUGGAUUCGCUGGUGGACGAGGUGAACCAGGCGAUUCAGUCGGACUUGGUGGUAUUGUUCCAGGACAACGAGGUGAUCCUGGACCAGCUGGUCGUCCAGGUGUACAAGGUUGGCCCGGUCCACCAGGAACUCCAGGUUUAUCAGGUCCAUUGGGACCACCAGGACCAGAUGGCGGUCCGGGAUCAAGAGGUGAUGCAGGAUUACCAGGACCAGAUGGUCCCACAAGCUAUGGUAACAAAGGUCAACGUGGUGAUCCAGGUGAUAACGCUCCUACACCAGCCGAUCCAAUACCAUAUGGUCGUUUACGAGGUAUUACAAAUGUACAAGGGCCACCUGGUGUUCGUGGUCCCGAUGGUGACCAUGGUUAUAAAGGCGAUCGUGGUCAACCUGGUUAUUUGGGUAUUGACGGUUUACAAGGAUCCAAAGGAGAAAAAGGUGAAAUUGGUUCAGCAGGAUCACAGGGUAAAUUGGGUAAAGAAGGUUCACAAGGUCCAUAUGGAAUGAAAGGCGCAGCAGGACCCGCUGGUCCACCUGGUAAUGAUGGUGUUCCUGGAGAUCCUGGUCAAGCUGGUUACCCAGGCACUAAAGGUCAACGUGGUGACAAUGGUAUCAACGGUCCAAAUACUUAUGGUAGCAAACGUUUUCGGCCACUUCCUGGACCACCUGGUUAUCCUGGUAUGACCGGUGAUAAUGGACCAAACGGUUUUCCAGGAGCUCCCGGCUUUCCUGGUCGUGAAGGACUUAAAGGUGAACGAGGUGACUAUGGUACACCUGGUCGACCUGGUCCUAUGGGAGAAACAGCUGAUGCAGAAAAGGGUGAUCGAGGUUCUGAUGGACUUCCUGGCCCUAGUGGCCCAGCUGGACCUGCUGGUAUUCCGGGAGAAAAAGGUCCUAUUGGUGAAAAAGGAUUAGUUGGUGAAGAAACAUACGGACCACGUGGAAAUGAUGGUCUUCCAGGCCGUACUGGAUAUCCUGGCCUUCCUGGAUCAUCAGGCGAUGUUGGUGAAGACGGUUUGCCAGGUCUACCCGGUACGCCAGAUUUUCAAGGUUUUCAAGGAUACGGUCCUCCUGGUCCACAAGGAUACCAAGGUCGAUCAGGCCAGCCCGGUGCCCCAGGGUACCCUGGUAUUCCUGGUUUGAAAGGUGAUGGUGGUGACCCUGGCGGUUGUGGAUUUUGUCCACCUGCUGCUCCUGGUCUACUCGGCGAUCGUGGUAGUCAAGGUUAUCGUGGUCGACCUGGUGUGAAUGGUGCACCCGGAUUUCGAGGUGAAAAGGGUGAUACCGGACCAAGUGGACUUCCGGGACCAGAUGGCUUCACUGGACCUGAUGGAAUUCCUGGUCGAGAUGGAUAUCCAGGUUUACCAGGACGUAAAGGUGAACCUGGUGAAUUAAUUGGUACUGAUGGCAUUAAAGGUCGUAGAGGAAUAUCAGGUGAAUCAGGUGUUAAAGGUUAUCGUGGUGAUGUUGGUGAACCUGGUAUCAAUGGACGUGAUGGUUAUGAUGGUAUUCUUGGUUCAUGUGGAUCACGAGGUCUUCCGGGUGAUGUUGGACGACCAGGAACUGCCGGCACCCCAGGACCUAAAGGUCCAAUAGGUCCUCCGGGCCCACCAGGUCAAGUAUUUGCACGUGGACCACGUGGUGAACAAGGUGAAAGUGGUUCAGAAGGUAAAACUGGACGACCUGGCCAACCUGGUCAACCUGGUGAGGAUGCACCAAUACAAUUGAGUAUACCUGGCGAACGAGGCAUGAAAGGAUAUCCUGGUGAUGCUGGAUUUUCUGGUCAACCUGGUGCUCCUGGAUUACCUGGACGAGAUGGUCUAUCAGGUUCUAAUGGUUUUCCUGGCCUUAAGGGUGAUGAUGGCCGACCUGGCUUCCCAGGAUUACCAGGCGAAAAUGGUGUUAAAGGCUAUCCGGGUAUGGAUGGACGUCCUGGUCUCGAUGGAAGACCUGGUCUUCCUGGAAUGAAUGGGCAACCUGGUCUACCUGGCCUACCAGGAACUAAAGGUCAACGAGGUGAAACUGCUGUUGCAACAAUUUCUGGACCACAAGGCAAUCCAGGUGCAAAAGGUGUUACUGGUAUACGAGGUUCACCCGGUGUACCAGGAAUUCGUGGUCCAUCUGGCCCACGUGGUUUACCUGGCAAUCCUGGUUUCAACGGUCUACCAGGACAAGCUGGCUUACAAGGACUUAAAGGAGAAAGAGGUGGUACAACUGCUGCUUAUAACGGCGAUGUUGGUUUGCCUGGUGCUCGUGGCCGACCUGGAGCACCUGGAUUGAAUGGAGCUGCAGGUAGUCCCGGUCCAGCUGGUUAUCGUGGUAUACCUGGCGACAUGGCAUGUGGUCAACCUGGACAAGUUGGUUCAGCUGGUUUCCACGGCAAACCUGGCGACCGUGGUGAUAAUGGAUUGGAUGGGUUAUCUGGUUUAGUUGGAAUGAAAGGUCGACCUGGUGUACCUGGUGAACGUGGAUUACCUGGCAACCCAGGUGUAAAUGGGCUUCCAGGAUUUCCAGGACCUAAGGGUCUUCAAGGCGAUCUAGGAGAACCAGGUAUUGGUGGUGGUUAUAGUCAACCAGGUCAAAAAGGAGAAAUGGGUGAACCUGGUGAAUCUGGUCUACCGGGUAUCCGCGGUCUUCCAGGAGACUCUGGUGCAUUUGGCCCCAAAGGAUUUUCAGGCGAAGUUGGAUUCUCAGGUUUACCCGGCAGUCCUGGCCUACCUGGCCGUGAUGGACGUCCUGGUUUACCGGGUUUGAAAGGUGAACCUGGUAGUUCGUUCAAAGGCAUUAAUGGUAUACGAGGUGAUCGUGGUUUACCUGGCCUUCCUGGUCUACCAGGUGCAGGUGGUCUUCGAGGAAUAGUCGGUCUUCCAGGUACUAUGGGACUACGAGGACAACCAGGUCUUGCUGGGUAUCCAGGUCUUGCUGGUCUUAGCGGUGCACCUGGCUUACCUGGACUCAAAGGUCAACAAGGACAAAGUGGUCUUCCUGGUCUUUCUGGAGCUCCAGGUGAUCGAGGUCUUCCUGGCCGUGCCGGUCUUCCAGGCCUUCCUGGUUUUAAAGGAAUGAUGGGAGAAUCAGGUCGAGAUGGACGAGCUACAGAACAAGGAGUUAAAGGAGAAACAGGUGAUCUUGGAGCACCUGGCUUCCCAGGUCUUGCUGGAACCAUUGGUGAUGCUGGUCUACCAGGUGCACCCGGUCUUCCUGGUCCAGUUGGAGCACCAGGUCGUGAUGGAUUUCCAGGUCUAUCAGGAGAGAAAGGUUUACCAGGCAUACCAGGAAAAACAGGACGACAAGGUUUACCUGGCUUAUCAGGAUCUAAAGGAGGUGCUGGCCUGCCAGGUCGCCCAGGUCUAAAAGGUGUACCAGGUGAAAAUGGUGGUCGUAGUUUACCAGGCAUGCCAGGUGAUGCUGGUCGUAAUGGCCUUCCAGGCCGACCAGGUCUUCGAGGACCACCUGGUGAAGUUGGCCCACCAGGUCCACCAGGUCGUGAUGGUCGUGGAGCAACUGGUGAUCGAGGAGUAACCGGAGAUCGUGGUCAAGAUGGUUUUCCUGGUCGAAUGGGCUUAGCUGGAUUUCCCGGGCGAGAUGGUAAACCAGGUUUGUCUGGUUCUCCUGGCUUACCGGGUCUUCUUGGAAUCAAUGGUCUUCCGGGUAUACCAGGCGCUGCAGGUUCAAAAGGAUUACCGGGUCACCCAGGUCCAGCCGGAAAUUCGGGUUUACCAGGACGAAGAGGAGAACCAGGCACAGCAGGUUUAUCUGGUAUCCCAGGUCGUAAAGGAGAAGUUGGUGAUUCAGGAUUACCAGGUGCAAAUGGACUUCCAGGUAUGCCAGGUGCAAAAGGAGAACCGGUUCGAGUUGAAAGUUUGGUACAAUCAGGUACUAAAGGUGAACGUGGUGAUCAGGGAUUACCAGGUACCAAUGGAAUACCAGGCAGAGUUGGUCUUCCAGGACCAAAAGGCUAUCCAGGCCAAGUUGGUCUCUCUGGUCGCCCAGGCAAUCCAGGUUCAUUAGGUGCUCGUGGUCCAGUUGGGGAUGCUGGUCUUUCAGGAGCUCCUGGUCUACAUGGGCUACCAGGUUCACCAGGUAUUGCUGGUAUUCAAGGUCUUCCAGGCGAUACAGGAGAAGGCUCAUUCAUAUUUUCACGACAUAGUCAAGAUAAAACAGCUCCACAAUGUCCUUUUGCAACCACAAAAAUGCAAGAAGGUUUCUCAUUCAUGGGUAUGCAAGGUGAUACAUACGCUGCUCAUCAAGAUCUUGGUGGUUCUGGCAGUUGUUUACGUCGUUUUAGUGCAAUGCCAUUCUUAUUUUGUGAUAUUGGUAAUUCAUGUCAUUAUGCUUCACGUAAUGAUUAUUCAUAUUGGUUGUCAACAAAUGAACCAAUGUCAGCAAGUAUGGCACCAUUUGAAUCGCGCGAUAUACCCAAUCAUUUAAGUCGUUGUGUUGUUUGUGAAUCACCAACGCCUGUAUUCGCUAUUCAUAGUCAAUCACAACGUGUUCCAGCAUGUCCUGAUGGAUAUGAUCUUUUAUGGACUGGUUAUAGUUUUGUAUUUACAUCAGCUGAUGGUGGCCGUGGUGAUCAACAAAGUUUACAAUCGCCUGGUUCAUGUCUUGAAAAAUAUCAUGAUCGCCCAUAUUUUCAUUGCAAAGAUCAUUCUCAUUGCAAUUAUUAUCCAAACAUGAUGACAUUCUAUUUAGCUACAUUAGAUGAUUAUUCAGGCUUUGAAAAACCUAAAUUACUCACAUUAAAAGCUGGCACUCAAAGACAAUAUGUUAGUCGAUGCGCUGUAUGUCACGCUAAUCUAUUUAAACAGACAGCAAAUGGUCCAUCAGCAUUUUUUGCACAAGUCAAGAAACUCUAA